This is a messenger RNA of Pipistrellus nathusii (Nathusius's pipistrelle), 1530 nucleotides long. The record is from the annotation of a GenBank genome assembly. Lineage: Eukaryota; Metazoa; Chordata; Mammalia; Chiroptera; Vespertilionidae.
AUGCCGUGGACCGGCAGGGCCGUGGCGAUGAGACUGGCCAGUCUGUGUCUCAUGGUGCACGCCGGGCCGGCGCUCCGAGCUCCGCAGACGUGGCCUGAGUCUUCCAAUGAGUCCUGCAUUUUCAGACUGACCUUGAGGGACUUCCGGCCCAUUCUCUCCUGGGAAUUGAAAAACCGCUCCAUCAUGCCAACGCACUACACGCUGUGGCACACGGACAUGAGCGGUUCAAACGUCCCCCUGGAGCUGGUCCCCGAGUGCGCCAACACCACGCGGGCCUCCUGCGACCUCACGCGGCACUGGCGCAGCCUGACCGAAAUGUACCUGCCCCGGCUCGUCGGGUCCCGGGGGGGCGCCACGCUGGUGGACUGCGAGGGCUCCAUCUUCCCGGACACGGACAUGAUUUUGGAACCCCCUGAGUUCGAGAUCUCCGGCUUCGAGGACCACAUCAACGUGACCCUGAAGUUCCCGCCCGCCUUGCCCAAGCUGCAGCCUGGGGAAGGGCUGUGGCUGCACCUGUCGCUCUCCAUAGAGGAGGAGUCGGAGGGCAUUGUGAAGCAGCACCUUCUCCAAAUCGGCGAGCACACCACCGGCAACUUCACCUACGUCAUCGACAAGCUGGCUCCAAACACCAACUACUGCGUGUCUGUGUACCUGAAGGGCAACUUCCUGUCCAACUCACAGCAGUCCCCCUGGAAGUGUACCCGCCUCCCGCCCAGGCCGGACUCAGAGGCCUUGGCGUUGGCCGCGGUCCAGGGCCUGGUGGUGCUGUUCCUGACCGUCGCCGUCCUGGGCAGCACCCUGGCCAUCCUUCGGCAGGUCGGCUACAUCUGCCUCCGGAGCAAGGUCCCCAAAGUGCUGAACUUCCACGGCAUGGCCAUCUGGGCGUUCCCCGAGUGGCCGCCCCUGGAGGCGGUGGCCGUGGCCGAGGUGAUCCAGGUCCACAGGAAGAGGAGAGUGUGGGACUACAGCUAUGGCGACGAGAGCGACGGGGACGAGGAGGCCGACCCCCGGGCCAGCGCCGGGGCCUACACCAUGCACGGGCUGGCGGCCAGGCCUCUGUGCCCAGGGUCCCCCUCCUCGGCCACCCCGGGGGCCGGCGAGGAAGCCGAGUCCCUGAUGGCGCCGGGGCCUGGGCCCUGGCCGGCCGAGCGCUCUGGCGGGGCCUACGAGGGGACAGGAAAUUGGGGGGCAGAGCGCCCCGGCGGGGCCUACGAGGGGCAGGGGAGUUGGGGGGCAGGCCCCGAGGAGGAGGGAGGGGCCUGGCCGGCGGACCCCUUUCCCAAGGGGGACAGCGGCCCCACCGAGAGCCCCGGGGACCGGAUCUUCUUCAACGUGGACCUGAACUCCGUGCUCGUGAGGGUCCCCGAUGGGGAGGACUCCGGAGCCCCCGCGGGGUUCGGUCCUUUGGAGGAGACGGGGGGCCUGGAGGACCCCGAGGACAGCACCCCGGGGCCCGAGGAGGCUCCUUGUGGUGAAUGUGACACCUCCCCGUCCAACGCGCGCCUCGGGGACGGCUACAUGAUGAGAUGA